This is a messenger RNA of Raphanus sativus (radish), 846 nucleotides long. RefSeq names its product membrane-anchored ubiquitin-fold protein 3. The coding region runs from base 262 to 621 and encodes 119 amino acids. The record is from RefSeq and is a predicted model, not a curated record. Lineage: Eukaryota; Viridiplantae; Streptophyta; Magnoliopsida; Brassicales; Brassicaceae. Gene Ontology annotation, molecular function: protein binding. The transcript is spliced from 4 exons.
AAGAGAAGCAAAAGAAAAAAAGGUGAAAAACCGUUGGGGGCUUGAGAUUCGAUUCGGUGGACUCCGACUCUUGAGCAAUUGUCAAAAGCUUUUCUCCUUCCUUCCUUCAACUUUUUCAACGAUCCCAAAGUCGAAAUCGAAAGAAAGAGACAGAGAGAGAGCUAAUGUUCUAUCUGAAGACAGUUGUGUUGAAGUCUGGUUUUUUUUUUGGAGAAUCGGGAUUGCGUUUUUUGGAGGUCGUCUGAGAGAAGUUCAAAGGAGAUGCCGGAGGAGGAGUCGAUAGAUAUCAAGUUCAGGCUCUACGAUGGCUCCGACAUCGGACCCUUUCGUUAUUCAGCUGCCUCUACUGUUGAUUUUUUGAAGCAAAGGGUCGUCUCUGAUUGGCCCAAAGGCAAAACAGUUGUUCCAAAGGGGAUAAACGAAGUAAAGCUGAUCAGCUCGGGUAAGAUCUUGGAGAACAACAAGACUGUUGGCCAGUGUAAGACUCCUUUUGGAGAGACUGCAGGUGGUGGAGUUACUGUGAUGCAUGUUGUUGUACAGCCUUCUCCAGCUAAAACUAAAUCAGAGAAGAAGGUCGAUAAAGCACCAAAGUCGGUUAUAUGCACAUGCACCAUUUUGUAAAGGGAGCAAGACAUGUAUCAUACAGACCAUCCUCAACUCUUCAGGUACAGAAGAAAACAACAACCACCAAAAAAAAAGGAAAGAAAAGUAAAGUAAAGCUUCCCUCUAAGCUGUGGAGUAUCAUAACACCUGGAAAUGCAAGCUCUGAAUGUGUAGAAAAUGAUUAGAUUCUUUUGAAUCUGUUGUCCCUUAUUUGUUUUUGUUCAUACAAUCUGGUAUACUUCA